AUGAGCGGGAGCCAGAGCUCAGGCUCACCAGGCUCACCAGGACCGCCAGGACCGCCAGGACGCUCUGCCCUCGUCGUCUAUGGCUCCGAAACCGGCAAUGCACAGGAUGUCGCCGAAGAGGUGGGCGCUCUGGCAGAGCGCCUCCAUUUCACAACUCAAAUAUCCGAGUUGAAUCAUGUUAAACCGGAGUCGUUAAGGUCGUAUACCAUUGUCGUCUUUGCCGUUUCGACAACCGGUCAAGGAGAUCUGCCGGCCAAUGCUCGGACGUUUUGGAGAUCGCUGCUUUUGAAGAAGCUGCCGCCGACUUUUCUGAGUGGAGUGAGAUUCACGUGGUUUGGGCUGGGGGAUAGCUCGUACCCCAAGUUCAACUGGGCUGCGCGCAAACUGUAUAAAAGGUUGUUACAGCUGGGCGCGGAUGAGAUAUACCCUGGUGGAGAAGCAGACCACCAACAUUCUUCGGGCUUAGAGGGUACGUUUAUUCCUUGGUUGGCAGGGUUUCGGAAGCACUUGCUGGACAAGUAUCCUCUUCCCCCGGGGCAGGAUCCGAUACCAGACGAUGUCCAGCUACCGCCAAAAUGGGUUCUACGACUUCGAGACCAGGAAGCCGCUUCGGAGGAUGUCAGUCCCCCUGAUGCAAUGGGCGCGGCAGUAACAGGGGAUUUUCCUGACUCGUACCGUCUCGACAAUGACCAUCGGCCACUACACGAUAGCUUGACGGCAACUCUCGUCCAGAACAAACGUGUGACCCCGCAGACGCACUGGCAAGACGUGCGUCAUCUGAUUUUGACUGUCUCCGAUCCCAUUUCAUAUGCUCCAGGGGACGUAUUAACGAUAACCCCGAAGAACACUGCUGAGGAUGUCCAAAGUCUCAUUGAGAUGAUGGGCUGGCAGGAGCAAGCGGACCAGCUCGUCUCUUUAGUCCCUCGCGAUAGCACUCGUUCGACGAAUGAACUGCCUAGUCCGCCCAUCCACAGCCUGGAUUCCUACCCGCGACUGACCCUGCGCGAACUACUUAUCAACUACUUAGAUAUUAGAGCAAUCCCCCGCCGGUCAUUCUUCGCAGCAAUCGCACACUACACCACAUAUGAGAUGCACAAGGAGCGAUUGCUCGAAUUUACCAAUCCGGAGUAUCUUGACGAGUUCUGGGACUACACAACGCGCCCAAGACGUAGUAUCCUUGAGAUCCUGCACGAGUUCGACACCGUCAAGAUCCCGUGGCAGCAUGCAACGUCCACGUUUCCAAUCAUCCGAGCGAGGCAAUUCAGCAUCGCCAGUGGCGGAGAACUGAAGCGAACUUCAGUAGGCGGGGCAAGAUUCGAACUUUUAAUCGCCAUCGUCAAGUACCGAACCGUGAUCAAGAAGAUACGAGAAGGAGUCUGCACCAAAUAUAUUUCCAAUCUCCGACCAGGAAGCACACUCAAGAUCCAGCUGCAACGAGGCGGCCUCAACUCGUCCGUCGGCCAACUAGUCGGCCCUACGAUGUUGAUAGGACCGGGCACAGGUGUUGCGCCUUUACGAUCCAUGCUAUGGGAAAAAGCCGCGAUCGUCAAGUCCUAUCAAGAGAAAAACCCCGGCGUAGAUCCGCCAAUCGAGCCCACGAUUCUCGUGUACGGCGGUCGGAAUCGAGCCGCGGACUUCUUCUUCGAAGACGAAUGGCAGCAACUGAGCGACUUAAUCAAACUCAAAGUCCUGACGGCGUUUUCGCGAGACCAGAAGCAAAAGGUCUAUGUCCAGGAUGUUAUUCGGGAGAACUCAAGCCUGGUCUUUAAUCUCCUGCAUGACAAGGGAGGUGCUGUGUUCGUUUGCGGCUCCUCUGGACGGAUGCCCCAGGCUGUCCGGGAGACCUUGACAGAGGCGUUCCAGUACGGAAACGAUGCCGGGACACAGCCGUUCAGUCGACGAGAAGCUGAAGAUUACCUAGUUGGGAUGGAAAAGACGGGGCGGUAUAAACAAGAGACAUGGUAG
Messenger RNA from Aspergillus nidulans FGSC A4, 1965 nucleotides. It is a transcript of the gene tah18, whose product is annotated as NAPDH-dependent diflavin reductase. The coding region runs from base 1 to 1965 and encodes 654 amino acids. Lineage: Eukaryota; Fungi; Ascomycota; Eurotiomycetes; Eurotiales; Aspergillaceae. The transcript has 3 exons. The record is from RefSeq and is a predicted model, not a curated record.